Molecule: messenger RNA, 1493 nt
Organism: Danio aesculapii
Lineage: Eukaryota; Metazoa; Chordata; Actinopteri; Cypriniformes; Danionidae
Product: interferon-induced protein 44-like
Exons: 9
Coding region: 108-992 (294 amino acids)
Source: RefSeq, a predicted model, not a curated record
AACAACACCUCACUCUCUCAGACUGCCUUGAAGUUCCUUAUAUAUCAGGUUUCACCACAGCGGAAUGAACCACCAACUAUUCUGGAACGGACAAAGGUGUUGCUAGGAUGUGGCCAUUUAAGAAAAAAUCUAAACAACCUUCAUCCCCAGAGUAUGAGACGGCCUGGAGGACCAUGGAUUGGAAUGAUAAACAAAAACUUCUGACAACAAUUAAAAAUUUCCAACCUGGCAACCCAGAGGUCGACACUCUGAAAAUUCUUCUGCAUGGACCAGUCGGUGCUGGAAAAUCCAGCUUCUUCAACUCUCUGGAUAAUGCUCUACAGGGCCGCAUCACUAGCAGAGCCUUGGCACAUUCAGUCCAAACUGAUCGAAGUUUCACUGUCAAGUACCAAACCUACAAACUGAAAAAGGAUGGAUUUGGCUCUUACUUACCACUGACUUUCACUGACAUUGCCGGAAUGCAGAGUGAACAUGGGGGAAUAAGUACUGCCGACAUCAUCAAAUUAUUAGGUGGUCACAUCAACAGUGGAUAUAUUUUUAACCCAAAUAGUUCAAUUACUGAAGAUGAUCCAAAGUAUAACAAGGAACCCAACCGAAAAGACAGGAUUCACUGUCUGGUGGCUGUUCUUCCUGCUAAUACUGUUUCUAUGACAGAUGAUGACAUAAUAAGGCAAAUGAAAGAAGUUCGGGAGAAAGCACGAGACUUGGGCAUUCCUCAAGUCAUAAUCAUGACCAAAGUGGAUGAAGCAUGUCCACUAGUCAAAGACGAUCUACAGAAGAUCUACACAAGCAAAAAAAUAAAACAAAAGAUGGUGGAGUGUUCUGUCAAGCUGGGAGUUCCUGUGAGCUUCAUUUAUCCUGUGAAAAACUACCAUGAGGAAAAUGCCAACAAUGUCAAAAUGGAUAUUCUGAUUCUGGAUGCACUGAAAAAUAUUGUUAACUUUGCUAAUGACCAUGUGGAGGACAAAAUAGUCAGUGGAGAAGAUCCCUGAAAUCAGAGGUCUUGGGCUGUGUAGGAUGUUUGUCAGUUAUGUUUCUUGUUAGUGAUAGUGGUAACACAAUAACAGUGCAUGAAUAAUGAUGUAUUAAUAUGUAUAUGUAAUAUGUAAACUGAACAUUACUUUAUUAUAAAUAAAUGAUGUGUUAAUGCAUGCGCUAAUCAUGAACUAACUUUAACUACAACAUUAUUCACAUGAGUUCAUGUCUGAAUAGGCUACCUUAAUUACUUCUUAGGAUGCUGUUAAUUAUUGUAUUAACUAACAUUUAAGUUUAAGCAACAUGAACUCAUGAACUGUUAAUGUAUAAUAAUGUGAUGACUUUACUUUACAUCACCAUUAACUCAUCCUUAACUACUCAUCAACUCCUGUGUUUAAACUGUUCAUGUUGAUGUUGACAGAACCCUUUUCUAUUGUUAUUCAGUGUAAACGCACUAGACAAACGUGCAUAAUGAGUUCAUGAGUAGUCAAGAAUGGGUUAAUGAUAAUGUGUCCCUC